Messenger RNA from Hylaeus anthracinus, 1180 nucleotides. It is a transcript of the gene Gnpnat, whose product is annotated as probable glucosamine 6-phosphate N-acetyltransferase. Gene Ontology annotation, biological process: UDP-N-acetylglucosamine biosynthetic process. The record is from RefSeq and is a predicted model, not a curated record. Bases 283 to 852 code for a protein of 189 amino acids. The transcript has 5 exons. Lineage: Eukaryota; Metazoa; Arthropoda; Insecta; Hymenoptera; Colletidae. Gene Ontology annotation, cellular component: endoplasmic reticulum; endoplasmic reticulum-Golgi intermediate compartment; Golgi apparatus. Gene Ontology annotation, molecular function: glucosamine 6-phosphate N-acetyltransferase activity; monosaccharide binding.
CUCUCUAUAUAUCACUACCUGUUCACGUUUUUGAAAAGAACAAAGCUUCUGUCAACUUUAUCAGAUUAGUCCUUUAGCAAUAAAAGAUAAAAGUGUAAACGUAGCUCGCGGCAAUUACGUGAAAGUGUCACCUUCAGUCCACCUUGCCACACAAACAAAUCAUUUAAAAUAUUCACAAAGAUUUCUGUGUAUAUGAAACGAGUUAUAGUGAACGUGUGCGAAAUAUCAAAGAAUUUUACUGAAAGAAUUUUCUAAGUACGAAAUAUUGUGCCUGUAAUUGCCAUGAGUUCUAUAGAGGGAAACAAUGUUGGAGAUACAGAAACUGAAUUAUUUAAUGCAAGUAUAUUGGAGCGAUUAUCCUUGUCACAGAUUGAGGGUUUAUUAAUUAGGCCUUUAAAAUCUGAUGAUUAUGAUAGAGGUUUUUUACAGCUAUUGUCUCAGUUAACUGAAGUUGGAAAUGUUAGUAAAGAACAAUUUCUAAGCCGUUUUCAUAUGAUGAAAAGUACAGGUAGCUAUUAUAUCAUUGUGAUAGAGGAUAUAAGCAUUGGAAAAAUAAUAGCAACUGCAACAUUAGUUGUUGAACAGAAGUUUAUUCACAACUGUGCUCUCAGGGGACGUUUAGAAGACGUAGUGGUAAAUAAUAAAUAUCGGGGUAAGCAUUUAGGAAAAUUAGUAAUAAAAGUUAUAUUGCAAUUAGCACGUUAUUUGCGGUGUUAUAAAUUAUCAUUGGACUGUAAAGAUCACCUUAUACCAUUUUAUGAAAGUUUAGAUUUUAAACGUGAACCAAGCAAUGCUAAUUAUCUCAAUAUGAGAUUCCCCAAUGAAAAUACUACAGAACAAUCUCAUUUAUGACAUUGAAAAUAUUAUUUCAAAAUUUUAUAAAAUAGAUUACUUGCAUACUCCAGUUUCCAAAAAAAUAAAUAAUAAAACUUUAAUCAGUUUUAUAUAAAUUCACGGGAUUAAUUAAAAGUUUUAUUUUAAACUCCUAUAAGUAAAAUACAAUUUUAUAUGAAAAGUAUCUGUGUAUAUUUUUUUAAACAAAUAUUACAAAUGAAACAGUAUGCUAUGGGCUAUGCAAGUUGUGGAAAUAAUAAUAUGCGUUUAUAUUUUACCGAUCACGAGUAUAAUAUUUUCUAAGCAUGUAUAAUGUAAUAAACGACAUUGGAAAAACAAUAUAAAA